AUGCUUGCCUCUUCCCUUCUUUUGUUGUCGUCCCUGGUGGCCGGCGCAUUCGGCGCGGCCCGGACAUCCCCCCCUUCCGGCGCUCUGGUCGUCGCAAAGUCCGGGGGCAAGUACACCUCCAUCCAAAAGGCUGUCGACGCCGCCAGCAGCGGCGCCGUCAUCUUCAUCCAGCCAGGCACCUACAACGAGCAGGUCCUGAUCCCGGCCAACAAGGGCGCCCUCACCAUCUACGGCUACACCGCCGACGACCAGGACUACUCCAAGAACCAGGUCACCGUCACCAACAGCCUCGGCGCCGACGUCGCCGGCAGCAACGACGCCUCCGGCACGUUCCGGGCCAAGAACGACAACCUCAAGGUCUACAACAUCAACAUUGUCAACUCGCGCGGCAAGGGCAUCCAGGCCAUCGCCCUGAGCGCCUACGGUAACCAGCAGGGGUACUACGGCAUCCAGGCCAAGGGCUACCAGGACACCAUCCUCUCCAACCAGGGCAAGCACUACUUCCACAAGUCGUACGUCGAGGGCGCCACCGACUUCAUCUUCGGUCAAAAGGCCAUUACUUGGUUCGAGGCCUGCACCAUCGCCAUCAGCGGGAAGGGCUACAUCACUGCCUCGGGCCGCGACUCUUCGAGCAACCCGUCCUGGUACGUCAUCAACAAGGCCACCGUCAAGGCCCUCUCCGGCGUCGGCGACGGCCAGACCUUCCUCGGCCGGCCCUGGCGCACGUUCGCCCGCGUCGUCGUCCAAAACUCCAACCUCGGCGCCGUCGUCAACGCCGCGGGCUGGUCCAAGUGGGGGUCUAACCCGACCGACAACGUCGUCUACCAGGAGUACGCCAACACCGGCAAGGGCGCCAGCGGCACCCGCGUCAGCUUCUCCAAGAAGAUCAGCGCCGCCGUGAAGAUUGGCGAUGUCCUCGGCUCCACAUCUUGGAUCGACUCAAAGUACACCGGCGGAAGCGCCGCCAGCUCCGUCUCACUGGAGUUAUCUGCCGCCGUCUCCGCCCCUGCCGUGGCUGCCGAUGCCGCGCCCGCUUCUACCCCUAUGCCGACCACCCUUCAGACCGUCGUCAAGGCCUCCUCCACGCCCGUUCCCCAGGCCGCUGCGGACGAUGACUGCAGCGGCACCCCCGACGGUUUCGCUUCCCUGAAUGGCGGCACCACCGGCGGCAAGGGCGGCGAGGUCGUCACCGUCAAGACUCAGGCCGAUCUCGAAAAGUACGCCGGUAUGUCGGGCAAGUACGUCAUCAAGGUCUCUGGCAAGAUCACCAUCAUGCCCAAGGGCAAGGAAGUCAAGGUCUCGUCCGACAAGACCAUUGUCGGCAUCGGUGCGACUGCCGAGAUUGACCAGGGCGGCUUCAACGUCCAGAACCAGAAGAACAUCAUCUUCCGCAACAUCAAGAUUGGCAACACCUAUGUCGAAGGUGACGACGAGGGCAAGACCCAGGACUUUGACGGCAUCCAGAUGGACAACUGCACCAACAUCUGGAUCGACCACGUCCACCUCGAAAAGGGCGGCGACGGCCUCAUCGACAGCCGCAAGGACACCACCUUCCUCACCGUCUCCUGGACCAUCCUCCGCAACCACAACAAGGCCUUUGGCAUUGGCUGGACCGACAACGUCAACACCGAAAUCACAAUCCACCACAACUACUUUGACCAGACCAAGCAACGCAACCCCUCGGUCGACAACGUCAAACACGCCCACCUCUACAACAACUACCUCGUCGGCCAGACCUCGUACGGCCACUACGCCCGCGGCAAGACCGAGAUGCGCAUGGAGAACUGCUACUUCGAGAAAGUCAAGAACCCGAUCCAGCUCGACGCCAGCGCCAAGCUCAGCGCCACGGGCAACGUCUUCGAGGGCACCACGGGCACCACGGCCAAGAACGCCGGCACCGUCUUCGAUCCCAAGACGUUUUACGAGUAUACCCUCGACGCCGCGGCUGAUGUGCCGAGCGUUGUUGCAAAGGGGGCUGGGCGCCAGGCUAGCAUUUGCGCUGCGUGA
This is a messenger RNA of Colletotrichum abscissum, 2007 nucleotides long. RefSeq names its product pectinesterase. Bases 1 to 2007 code for a protein of 668 amino acids. NCBI's taxonomy places the organism in Eukaryota, Fungi, Ascomycota, Sordariomycetes, Glomerellales, Glomerellaceae. The record is from RefSeq and is a predicted model, not a curated record. Gene Ontology annotation, molecular function: pectinesterase activity. Gene Ontology annotation, biological process: pectin catabolic process; cell wall modification. The transcript is spliced from 3 exons.